Molecule: messenger RNA, 1437 nt
Organism: Hansenula ciferrii
Lineage: Eukaryota; Fungi; Ascomycota; Saccharomycetes; Phaffomycetales; Wickerhamomycetaceae
Exons: 1
Coding region: 1-1437 (478 amino acids)
Biological process (GO): regulation of DNA-templated transcription
Molecular function (GO): sequence-specific DNA binding; zinc ion binding
Source: RefSeq, a predicted model, not a curated record
AUGAUCAAGCUAGCUGCUAUCACAUCUCAUAACUCAGACUUAGCAUCGUAUGCCUCUUCUUAUUCCAUGGCUGAAAAAAAUCUAUCUAAUCAAAAGACUCAAUUGUUAGCUGGUGCAAGUCCAAGUCCAAGUCCUCAUCACCAAAACUCCAAUGACAGAGCUUCAACCAAUAACUCUGAUACUGAAGAUCAAACAAAGCCAAAGAAGAUUCGUUUACCAUCAAUCUCUUCUAUAGCAUCUUCUUUACAACAUCCAAUUUCCCACAAUGAAGCUCCAAGACCUCAACUACAAACUACUCCACAACAAACUUCAAAUGUUCAGCAAAGUCCGCCUUCAUUUACUUACAAUCAAAGAGCCCAUUCAGACCCUGAAUUAAAUAAGCUACGUCUUGCUGCUGAUAUAUUUACUAAAGAACAACAAAAUCAAGAGCAAAAGAAAUCCAAUGUUUCUUCUCCAAUUGUUCAACACCAACAACCUACAUUAUAUCAAAUACCACCACAGCCAAUUCCUCAAUAUCAACAAGUGCCUGCUUAUCCACAACAGUUUCAUCAACUUCCGCCUCCUCCACAAGGUCCUCAACCAACAGGAUUCCCACAACAUCAUCAAUUCCCUCCACAACAACAACCAAUUACACCAUCUUAUUACAUUGCUGCUACACAUUCUGUUGAGCCAUAUCCUCAUUAUACCACUACUCCUCAGCAUCAUUUACAACAUCAAAUUAAACCAAAAAGAAAUUAUACUCGCCGUUUAUCCAAGAUUCAACAAGAGAAUAAGUUGAAACCUCAAUUAUUUUGUCAACGUUGUGGUAUAACUGAAACACCAGAAUGGAGAAAAGGACCAAAUGGUGCAAGAACUCUUUGUAAUGCUUGUGGUUUAUUCCAUGCUAAGAUUUUGAAAAGAGAUGGACCAGAAGCUGCUGCAAAUGCUAUAAAUUCUAAUAAAAUUAUCAAAAAGAAUCAUUUCAAAAGAAGAAGUUCUGUUAAUGAUACACAGUUAUUGCAUACAUAUCAACACCAUCAGCAAGCUAUUCCAAAUCAAAUUCCAACUCAUCAACCUCAUCCAGCUUCUAUCCCAUUUGGUCAUCCACAACAAGUUCAAUUAUUACCACCACCAAACCAAAUUUUCCAUCAACAACCAGGUCCUGCUCCAAUUUCUCAACAAUUACCACCUCAUCCUCAUCAACAUCAACAACUCACACCAAACCAACCACCUCAAAGAGUCAUCUCUCUACCACCAGGUGCUCAACCAAUAAUGAAUCCACAAGGUAUCGCAACAGGAUUCAUCUCACACCCAAGCUCUGGUGCUCCAACUCCUGUUCAACAAAUUCCACAUCACCAUCCUCAACAACAUUUACAACCAACAUCUCAACAACAGCAACAACAAAAUGGUGUUAUAUUAUCACCAAUCUCACCACCAGUUCACGAACAAAAUCGUUGA